GCUCAAGAAAUAGCUCUUGUCUUGCCCGUUUAUUCAGUCACGAAACACUGAACAGACUGCACAAACAGUGGGUUCGUUUAUACCCGAACUCGAUCUUGACCUUGAACCGAGUUCUUGGGUUGUUCGUGGAUCCCCUUGAUACCAAACUGUUUGCAAUAAAUCUCAAUGUCGUGGCUGCCAAAUGUCGGAAUCACGCAUGCGUUGUGAGACGAGCGUCCGUUUUUACGAAGAAGUGGUCAGCAAUCCACAAAAAACCCGAUCACUAGGAGGUAACGCUACCUUUUCCUUCCGUUGCCGCUUCAAGUUUCUGUAGGUUCUGCCUCCCGGGCGCUUUGCAGGCCCAGUUCUAGAUCCCUGUUGAGAUUUUUCCCUCGGAAUGUCGGUUUUUUGUGUUUACUUUCAUCCUUUCACACAAAAACGGACGUGAAGGUUGACGACUUUCUUUCUUGGGUACUAGAUACCGAGCUGCUUCGCUAUCAACCACAAGAAACCCUUUACGCAUAGCUACUAGAAUAGGAUCAUUGAAUUUGAAGCACACCUUCAGGAAAAGAGUAUAUAUAAUCUCGUCAGAAAAGAUAAAGAAAAAGAUGAAAACGCGGCGGCUCUCUGUCUCUCCCCCGAGAGCCAAGCGGAAAAAGCGCUGAGGCGUCUUCUCUUGCACAGCUUUGCCUAUCUGCCAGCUUUGCUGUUGCAGGAAAGAUCAGGAUUUCGAUCUUGCCUCGAGACGGGUUUUUUCCCUCGCAGCUUUGGGCCAUCGAUUAAAGCUGGUUUUGUCCUGCAGUGAGGAAGAGCAAAUUUGGUUCUGCGUGCAGGAAGAAAAGCCGGCCACUUAGACGCGAAGGGCCCGCCGCACUUGUUAUCUGAGAAAAAUGGGCAUCCUCUUUUCAGCCUUCUCCGGCGGUCGCCGCAAGGACAUUCAGCUGCCAGAGUACUGAUGAUUUGGUUUGUUUCAUUAAUUUGUGAUCGUGUGAUAGGUACAUUCUUUGAGUAUAUGAUAUCAUGCUGAAGGUUCUACUCGAGGAAUGGAAACACGAACACCCAGCAUCGAAGAUGUUCUGACCCCCUACUUACCUUUACUAAAUUUGUUUCCUCUCCACGACCACAGGGUGUCCGCUCUUCACCUGGAGCUGCUGUCCCUGUACGCGUCUACGGUAACGGAAAUGAUGGGACUUCUCUUGCCACUCCCACUAACAAUACCUCAAGCUGCCGGGGCGAACAGCAAAAAUUCCCCUAACGAGGACACCGACAGUUCAACAUCCGCUUCGGAGAGCGGGGGUAACAAGGGUGGAAUAAAGACCAGUACAAACACGACAAUACAACAAGCACAAAAACAAAUUAUCCCGGUCGGCAAGGCGGUGAAGCAAAUUGGCGAGCGCACGUUGAAGCGCAGCGAGGUUACGAAUGACAGCGAAGUGUACCGGUUUUUCCACCGGACCAACCGACCACACCUGAUCUUCGUCUGCCACAAAAUCCAGGGGCAGCGAACGCCGCUGUUGGAUAGCAAAGGCUUGUACACGAAAUUCCUCGACGCGGCGCUGAACGUUUGUGAAGUAGUCUUCUUGCUGAGUGCCGUGCCCUCGGUGGAGUACUUCCACAGACUGUUGUCGGAGCAACCAACCCUGAACUGGCUGUUUCAGAGGAGGAGAAUCAUACCCAUAUUCGUACAAAAUUUCUGUUUGUUGAAGAAUGGUCGGUUGAGAAGCGGAGUGAUUUGGUUACGGGUUCUUGCCAUCUGGUCUUGAAGACCCUAUAAUGAAAUAUGUAAUUGAGUUAGGCAUACACAUAGGCAAGAGCAAGUUGUAGACAUGUAUUCGCUAUCCAGCCUGUCGCCCUCUUAAUGUCCUGGGUCUGAAUUAUCUGAGCUCAUCAGUAAGCUACUCACUGCAAAAACAAAAACAGGAGAGCAGCAACAAGCCAGAAACGACGGCUGACGGCAAAGUUGCAGAUGCUAAAAACUCGUCGAGUGGCACUUCCACAUCACAACAGCGGUACUGGGAGCCGCUGAUGGCCGACGCGUUGCAGGGCAAGCUCCCGAGUCUCGGCUCCUUUCAGUCCGACCUGAAAGUUGAGUUUGCCGCCGGAACACCGCAGGAAAUUUUCGUGGACAAAUUUCUCCUGCUGCUGAGUGACGCGGAGAAAAAACAUUCCGGAGGAGGAGAGGGGGAUACAGUGACCUAAUUCAUCUCGCUUCCCUGACGAGAAGGGAAAGUAACAGUAUAUGCGUUGAGAUGAAUAAAAUCCAAUGCGUUGGUUUGAUUUUCUGAAAUAGAGUCAAAACUACAUCAUCCGCAUUGAUGCGAUGCAGACAGAUUCAGCUCCGCUUUCUCGCUGUUGCCGCGCCGCGAACUUACUUUGUAUCUACAGAUUAUGUUUUGACGUCACUCGUACGUGAGAAUUUCCAUCAAGACUCUACUUCCAUUGAAACAAAGGACCCAGUGGUCUCAUAACGCUGUACAUUAUUGAUGUUGUGAAACAAUGCGAAAUGAACCCUGAGUAAAGUGCUCCGGAGGAGAUGACUACAGCGUUACUACUUGCCUACCAUUAUGUGGGACUUUGCACACGAUGAAGUUCCUUUUCGCGGUGGGCGAAGACGCUUCUUGAAUAUGAAUGUGUGUCAUUUUGGUUGAUAUGCGG
This is a messenger RNA of Amoebophrya sp. A120, 2634 nucleotides long. NCBI's taxonomy places the organism in Eukaryota, Dinophyceae, Syndiniales, Amoebophryaceae. The record is from the annotation of a GenBank genome assembly.